GCCUUGUAUUCAUCGUAGCAAAACAAACAUGGCAGAAGACGAGGCGUCAGAAAAGCCAAAUUGCACGUUUUUGUUCAAGAAGCGAAAAAUCCGCAACAACGCAGCCAGGAAACGGAAAGAAAUUGUAGGAGAAAAUGGCGACAGCGAAGAUGAAGAAGUCACGAUUGUCAAAAAAGAAAAAAAGACCGACGUUCAAAAUCCUAUGAGGCAAAGUACGAGCAUGAAAAGGCGACGAUCCAUGCCAGGUGAAAAUGACGAGGAAGGCGAAGAUGACAGCGUCACUGUUUCCUAUAAAAGCAAAAGGAAUGUGAUGCCCGCAGGGCCCAGCGAUCAAGGAGCAACUGCCAUUCUGGAAACAGAAACAGAAUUAGACAGAGAUGCCCAAGCUCUGUUUGAAAAGGCUCAAAAAAUCAACGAGGAGUUGGAGGGCAAAGAAGAUGACAAAGUAUACCGCGGCAUGAACAAUUAUGCUCAGUAUUACAAGAAAAAGGACACUGCAGCAGGCAACGCGUCCAGUGGAAUGGUGCGCAAAGGGCCCAUCAGAGCACCAGCAAAUCUUCGAGCCACUGUAAGAUGGGAUUAUCAACCAGAUAUCUGUAAAGAUUACAAGGAAACGGGGUUCUGUGGAUUUGGAGACAGCUGCAAGUUUCUCCACGACAGAUCCGACUACAAAUUGGGCUGGCAGUUAGAGAGAGAGGCAGCCAGCGGUGAAUAUGACAACAGUGGUGACGAGGAUGACAAGAAGUACGAAAUAGACAGUGAUGGCGACGAUCUGCCGUUCAAAUGCUUCAUAUGCAGGAACAGAUUCACCGAUCCGAUCGUCACAAAGUGCAAACAUUACUUCUGCGAAAAAUGUGCCCUUCAGCAAUACAAAAAGAGCACGAGGUGUUUCAUUUGUAACGUACAAACAAACGGCAUGUUCAAUCCAGCCAAAGAGUUGGUGGCAAGAAUGAAGCUGGAAGAAAUGGAGGCGGCGGAACAAGAGCAGGUCAAUAGCGACUCUGACUAGUACGGAUCCAACUUUGUGUAAUACUUUAAUUUAGGUAAUUAAUAUAUCAAUUUUAAUUCUUUCGAGUUAAAGAGGAAGAGAGAAAAAAUAGGGGCGUAACCGUUUUAUUAUUCAUGAAAACAUAAGUAGUGUCGGUGCAUCCGAAGGUGUACAACAACCGAAGUCAAUAAAAUGAGAAAAUAUUACAUUACGAAUAA
Diprion similis is the source of this 1206-nucleotide messenger RNA. It is a transcript of the gene mdlc, whose product is annotated as E3 ubiquitin-protein ligase RNF113A. The coding region runs from base 29 to 1009 and encodes 326 amino acids. Gene Ontology annotation, molecular function: metal ion binding. Gene Ontology annotation, biological process: snoRNA splicing. Lineage: Eukaryota; Metazoa; Arthropoda; Insecta; Hymenoptera; Diprionidae. The record is from RefSeq and is a predicted model, not a curated record. The transcript is spliced from 7 exons. Gene Ontology annotation, cellular component: U2-type spliceosomal complex.